AUGGCAUCCUCCGCGGCGGCGACCGGCGACGGCGAGAAGCCGCACGCGCACCUAGGCCAGCCCCUCCUCGCGCCGCCGCAUCCCGCUCAGCAGCCCUACUACGCCUAUCCGGCCGCCUCCUACGCGCAUCCCUCCCCGCCGCCGCCGGCCCCGACGCUCGUCUUCGUCCCGGUCCUGGCGCCCUGCUCCCCGGUGCUCGUCCGCCUCCGCCGCCUGCGCCCGCGCCGCGCGCCCUGCCUCCGCCGCCUCUGCACGCGGACGCUCCCGCUCCUCCUAUUCCUCGCGCUCCUCGCGGGCGCCGCCUUCCUCCUCUACCCGUCCGCGCCCGCCGCCCGCGUCGCCGACCUCCGGGUCGACAGCUUCCGCGUGCAGCCGCCGGUCCUCGGCCUCGGCCUCGCGCUGCGGCUCCGCGUCCGCAACCCCGGAUUCGUCCUCCCGCUCCGCUACCGCUCCGUCUCCGCCGCCGUCUCCUACCGCGGGCACCUGCUCGGGUCCGCCAAGGCGUGGCCCGGAUCCGGCGAGCUUGCGGCCAGGCAUGAGGUCUAUGCGGAUGCCCAGGUGUGGGUGGACGCCGGGAGGGUGCUGGAUGAUGUGAUCGAGCUCAUCGGGGACGUGGCCGCGGGGUCAGUGCCGCUGGAGAUCGUCUCUGAGGUUGUCGGCUCGAUCGAGGUGUUCCGUUUCCACAUCCCUGUGAAGGAUAAUGCAGAAGUACUCGGCCAUGUAGUUUUUUCCAUGAAAAGCAUCUCACUUUGUAUGUUUGCGUUAUAUGUUUUUGAUGCAAUUCUCAUGUGUGUCAAACCUCUUAACACUCCUGCUGUUACAGGGGCUCAUAUCAUGCUCAGUAAAUAUCAGCCCAGAGACUCAGAGAAUCAUAAGCCAGGAUUGCUAUUAAGUGCGAAUGCUCUGAGGCUACCUGUCCCUGAAGAUAUUGUAAAACUGCAGAGCCUGCUCGAUGGACCUGAAGUAUCUAUCUGUAUGUAUAAUCUGGAUAUUGUAUUGUGUUACGUGUAG
Miscanthus lutarioriparius is the source of this 1011-nucleotide messenger RNA. Lineage: Eukaryota; Viridiplantae; Streptophyta; Magnoliopsida; Poales; Poaceae. The record is from the annotation of a GenBank genome assembly.